Molecule: messenger RNA, 1466 nt
Organism: Trichoderma atroviride IMI 206040
Lineage: Eukaryota; Fungi; Ascomycota; Sordariomycetes; Hypocreales; Hypocreaceae
Cellular component (GO): cytosol
Molecular function (GO): oxidoreductase activity
Source: RefSeq, a predicted model, not a curated record
AAGGAAAAAGCCACGAGCUCUUGCUAGCAGCUCGUAAGCCGGACAUCAUAUCAGCCCUUUGCAAGCAUUGAUCCGAACUUGCCACGAGGCCCACAGGGUAUAAUCGACAUCACUUCGUUCACCAUGCAGCCCCCAUUGCCCUCUGCGACGCCGACUUGGCGCAACGAUACGUAUGCCGCUAUUUCGCCCUCGAAGCCUGAGCUCAGCGCUUCCGGCAAGACCGUUGUCAUCACCGGCGCAGGAACCGGUAUUGGACGAGAAACCGCCGUGGCAUUUGCAGCUGCCGGAGCUGCGCACGUUGCUCUGCUCGGACGAAACAGCGACUCGCUGAAGCAGACAGCCUCUGCGCUGCCCUCUUCCGUUACGACUUCGUCCCAUGUGGUCGAUGUCACACAGGAGGAUGCUUUGGCUCAGGUGGCCAAGGCAAUUGGCAAAUGGGACGUGCUUGUCCUAGGCGCCGGCUACGUAUCUUCGCCGUCUACUAUCGCUGCCUCCGACUUUAAAGAGUUUUGGCAGAGUUUUGAGACUAACACAAAGGGAACGUAUGCAUCGCUUCAUGCCUUCUUGCCCACGGCCAACGCUGCCCAUGCGUCGGUUGUGGCGCUGACCACGGGCACCACCGCCCUCCCAGCUUCCAUGGUGCCGGGCCUAUCCGCUUACAUGUCUUCGAAACUCGCACAGACGAAGCUUAUCGAGUUCUUGGCUCUCGAACACCCUAAUCUAUUUGCCGCGACCCUGCAUCCGGGAAUGGUCGAGACUGGAAUCUUUACCAAGAGCGGUGCCUCGGCAGACAGCCUGCCGAUGGACAAAGUCCAACUUCCGGCCCAUUUUACUGUCUGGUUGACAAGCCCUGAAGCAUCCUUCCUAAAUGGUCGUUCGGUCUGGGCGAACUGGGAUGUAGAUGAGCUCAAGGCAAAGAAAGACGCUAUCCAACAGAGCCAGCUCUUUACUGCUGGCAUCAACGGCUGGCCAUUCGCUCCAUAAAGGGUUUUAUAUAGGCAUGCAAUAGCAAUAGUUUAAAUUGAAGCUCAAACUUUAACUGUAGCCCACACAGUCGUGAUUUACUGCACAAGCUAGUAUGGGAAUAGUUGAAUUGACUGCAAGGCUCAGUGGUAUCUUCUCAUAACUAAACUGUAUACUAGUGAAAUUGGGUAAAGCCCCUUGCUACUAUGUAGUACCAGUUCUUAUCUCAAAUUGUAAUUUCAAGAUGCCUGGGUUUGAUGUAAAUUGAUCUCUCACCGUUUCCAGGGCGCUCAGGCUAUCAUCCCCUGGUGCAGGUCGGAAUCGAUAGUUCUUCAAGAUCCUUGCCAACACGAACUUCAUGGUAUCCAAAGCCAGGGUUUUCCCAAGGCAACUGUGGUGGCCGGUGCCAAACGGUGCAUAGGCCGCCGGGUUAAGAACCAUUUCGGGACGAGUGGUCCAACGCUCAGGGAUAAACUCCGAGGCCUGCUCAAAACAGUCCUCAA